AUGCCCCGCGACAAGACAGGCUCUCUUCCCUAUGUCCCGUCUCCGUCUCCGUACCCACAACUGCUCCCUGCUGCUGAGAUCCAUGAGCCCACCAAGCGAAGCGCUGGUUCCUUCCGAAGGCAUCCCACUCCUGGCGCGCCUCCGGCUGGCGGGUCUCCCUCGUCGAUAUCAAAGAUUCAUGGCCGUAAUUCCCCUACCGUUGGCGGAACCCGUGGAAUCCAGAGCGUAGAGUCUCCCAGUGACUCGUUGCCCUUCCGGCCUCGCACCCCCGUCGAGACUCUGCGGUAUAAACUUACCAACCGCUCUCCAAUUCCCUCUCGUCCAGCUUCUCCGCUCCAUCAAAAUCUCCGCGGCGACCACCAUCCUGCUGAUAUUACUACCCCAGACGGCAAGAGAAUCCUCGUCCGAACUUUGAACCCAGACCUCCCACCUUUGGUCCAGUACGUCCCUCCCGGGCAGAUACGCAAUGCGAGGGCGCUUCACAGAGCGCAGGAUGGCUAUUCGAGCAGUCGGUCAAGGUCCUCCUCGCCGGUUAAGGGUGGUAGAGCCCGCCUUGAGAAGACAAUGGCAGAGCUCAACAGGAAAGCCAAGCAGCACAAACAGGUUUAG
Messenger RNA from Pleurotus ostreatus (oyster mushroom), 609 nucleotides. RefSeq lists its product as uncharacterized. The record is from RefSeq and is a predicted model, not a curated record. NCBI's taxonomy places the organism in Eukaryota, Fungi, Basidiomycota, Agaricomycetes, Agaricales, Pleurotaceae. The transcript has a single exon. The coding region runs from base 1 to 609 and encodes 202 amino acids.